AUGGCGCAAUCAACGGUAUCAACACGUUUUGCAGAAAUAUCAAAUCUAAUCUGCAUACAUUUAGCAGAAGAGUGGAUAGUGUUUCCAACAGUUGUAGCAGAUAUACAACGUAAAAAAGCAAGAUUUCUCGAGGCAACUAUGUUUCCUAACACGAUCGGUGCUGUAGAUUGCACACAUGUAGCCAUGAUUGCUCCAUCAGAGGAAGAGCAUAAUUAUUUAAAUCGCAAAGGCUUUCACUCAAAAAAUGUACAAAUUAUCUGCGAUUAUGAUUUAAGAAUAAUGAAUGUCAACGCGCGGUAUGCUGGGGCUACUCAUGAUGCAUAUAUUUGGAGAAACUCAGAAAUCAAUGCAGAAAUGGAACGUAGAUAUAUUGAAGGAGACCACAAUACAUGGUGCAUUGCAGACUCAGGAUAUCCGCAGCAACCUUGGCUAAUGAUACCCAUUGCGAACGCAUUGCCCGAUACACCAGAGGGCCGUUAUACCGCAGCUCUUUGUCAAGCUCGAUCUUGCAUCGAAAGAUGCAUUGGUGUACUCAAGGGUCGAUUCCGAUGUAUUCUCGGAGAGAGGAUGCUGCAUUACACACCUCAAGUUGUAGCACAGGGACGACUACUAAUUAAUCAAAACGUUAAUGAAGAAGUAGAGGCCUAUUUCUAUAAUGCCGAUGUUAUGCAGGAUGAAAACGUAUAUCUUACAGGUUCAUUGGCAAGGAGGCGAUGUAUAGAAACAUAUUUUAUGGACAAUGUCUAG
Molecule: messenger RNA, 747 nt
Organism: Vollenhovia emeryi
Lineage: Eukaryota; Metazoa; Arthropoda; Insecta; Hymenoptera; Formicidae
Product: putative nuclease HARBI1
Exons: 4
Coding region: 1-747 (248 amino acids)
Source: RefSeq, a predicted model, not a curated record